Colletotrichum destructivum is the source of this 465-nucleotide messenger RNA. RefSeq lists its product as uncharacterized. Lineage: Eukaryota; Fungi; Ascomycota; Sordariomycetes; Glomerellales; Glomerellaceae. The transcript is spliced from 2 exons. The coding region runs from base 217 to 465 and encodes 82 amino acids. The record is from RefSeq and is a predicted model, not a curated record.
CUGACACGCCCAUUAUUAAUUCAGGUGCCCAUGGGAUAGGUAAUCACAGCGCUCCGGCCACGGAUGGCGCAAGAGCUCCUUCUCGCUAAGCUAUUCAAUCAAAGUCGCGCCCAAUCGGCCGCCAUCCCUCCGAGGGUCUCGUUUCUGAAACUUGCUCACCUCAACACCCUUCCCUGAGCUCACCUCCUGAAAACCUGGCGGAGAAGGAGACCAAGGAUGGACUCGAAGGGCACGGUAGAUAGGCAGGGAGCGAAAGAGGCUGCGAGUAGCAAUAAUCAGGGUGCUGCUUUGGCAGUUUGCAGCGGGCAGGCGGACAACGAUCUGGUGAUUACGGGCGUCAGGCGGCUGCUGGCGAUACAGCUGGCUUGCGAUGUGCUGCUGACAAAGUUAGCUGAUAAAUGGGACAAUUGGACGGCAAAUCACCAACCCUAUGAUUGGUCGACAGAAAAUGCCGAUGCAAACUAG